Molecule: messenger RNA, 1440 nt
Organism: Mytilinidion resinicola
Lineage: Eukaryota; Fungi; Ascomycota; Dothideomycetes; Mytilinidiales; Mytilinidiaceae
Exons: 5
Coding region: 1-1440 (479 amino acids)
Source: RefSeq, a predicted model, not a curated record
AUGGCGGUGCCUAAGAUAAGGUCGCCAAAGAAGCUCAUUGCGUGUUGUGAUGGGACGUGGAUGGACAGCGACAAGGGUUGGGUCAAGGGAUCCGUCUUCGAUGGUCCCGGCCACUUGCAAACACCGUCAAACGUCACCCGGAUAUGCAGAGCGAUUUUGCCUGAAGAUCGGAAUCACCACCCGCAGAUCGUCUACUACCAAUCUGGAGUUGGAAAUGGUAGUACUUACUUAGAACGUCUGUAUGGAGGUGGCACCGGCGAAGGUAUAGGAGAGCACAUUCGCGAAGCAUAUGGCUUUCUUGCGAACAAUUACACUCCGGGGGAUUCCAUCUUUCUGAUAGGAUUUUCCCGGGGGGCUUUCACUGCCCGAAGCAUAGGCGGUUUGAUUGGCGGUAUGGGGUUGCUGGAAAAGGCGGGAAUGCCGUGGUUCUACCUCAUCUUCAAGGACUGGGAGAAUGCUGGCGUGAAAGGUUAUAAGCCAUCCAUCUUGCAUGCAAUACCGGACUUCAACAUAGCUGCGCCGCCCGAAGACAUCAAAGGAUAUCUUUGGAGCUAUAGGAACGAGCUCCUUAAGCGAGGCAUGACCCGCGAAGUAGAUAUCCAGGCGAUUGGAGUUUGGGACACCGUUGGAGCUUUGGGAAUUCCUACAACGCCUCUACUCCAGAAAGUCGGCCUCCCGGACUUCUUGCACGAGUACAGAUUCUUCGACACCUCGCUAGACAAUCAUGUCAAAAACGCCUUCCACGCUAUGGCAUUGGACGAACAGCGCGCAUCGUAUACCCCAACCCUUUGGGAGAAGCCAGCGCACUGCACGACAAACAUCAAGCAAGUCUGGUUUCCUGGGGUUCAUUCCAACGUGGGCGGUAGCUACGACGAUACAGGGAUGGCAGACAUUACUUUGGCGUGGAUGAUGUCGAACCUAAGGCACUGGAUCGAUUUCAAUCCAAACUAUAUUCGAGAACAGCAUUUCAUGAACCAGAAAUACAACUCUUCGCGACAACCGCCUCUUGCGCGGGGCUGGAGUCUUGGUAAGAUCUACGACUCCUGCACGUUCCCAACCUCACUUGGAGGUCGCGAGCCUCGUAAACCGGGAAUGUACACUCGCAUGAAUUACAUCACUGGAAAGGAGACGUCCGAGCCUUUGGAGUGGACGCAUGAAAGGAUGCAUGUAUCAGUUCGUGCUCGAUUGCUGAUGGAAGGGAAAGGCUAUGAUGAUCAAGGACCUUACACCCCGGGCUCCCUUUCAAGUUGGGCUUGGGAUAAGGGGGAUCAGUACAGCGGUAAUGCCAUUCCAACUGGAUUUGAUGGUAGGGGUGUGCGAUGGGUUUACCAAGGGGAAAACCCGGCAUUUCAAGGCAGGAUGAUGUUCGAGGACAAACUAGAGGAGUUUGAAUUGGAGCUACUGAGAAUGGAUCCAAUUGCGGCCGCAACGGUUCUCUGA